Messenger RNA from Trichoplax adhaerens, 600 nucleotides. RefSeq lists its product as uncharacterized. The transcript has 7 exons. The record is from RefSeq and is a predicted model, not a curated record. Lineage: Eukaryota; Metazoa; Placozoa; Uniplacotomia; Trichoplacea; Trichoplacidae. The annotation marks the transcript as partial.
AAGAAUAUAAAGUCAACUAUACCUCGAGGAGGAUUUGCGUCGAUUUUAAGAAGCGUGGUAGGGCCACCAAAAUUAUCCAAGCAUUUACAUGAAGAAAGAGACUUCGUAUUUAUUUUGGCUCAAUGGCCAUUUGACAAUGAAAUGCCAGAACAUUUCUGGAUCUUACAAACGAUUUAUAAGAAGUUGACUAAUGUUAGCCAUAACUGUCAAAGAUACGGUAAUCAUUGGCAGGAUAUAGGGUUUCAAGGUAGCGACCCAUCCACCGAUCUAAGAGGUUGCGGAUUCUUAGGAUUAUUAACUACUCUCUACUUUGUUACCAAUCCUGAACUUGGCCGAUUGACAAAAGAUAUUUACCGCCUUUCGCAACAUGAAACCCAGAAUUUUCCCUUUUGUGCUAUGUCUAUAAACAUGUCCAGAGUAGCGAUGCAUGCACUAAGAGAAGAAAUGUUAACAAGAGAAUGCAACAGAAACGGAAAUGUUAUUAAUGUGUUCUGUGAAUUUUAUGCUGCUGUCUUCUAUUAUAUGUAUCAGUUAUGGAAAAAGCAGAAAAAGACUAUAGCUGAUGCAGGUUUCCUAAUUAAUGGUAAAUAUUGUUUAUAA